Antechinus flavipes (yellow-footed antechinus) is the source of this 1088-nucleotide messenger RNA. It is a transcript of the gene SMIM20, whose product is annotated as small integral membrane protein 20. Gene Ontology annotation, biological process: mitochondrial respiratory chain complex IV assembly. Gene Ontology annotation, cellular component: mitochondrial inner membrane. Bases 85 to 288 code for a protein of 67 amino acids. Lineage: Eukaryota; Metazoa; Chordata; Mammalia; Dasyuromorphia; Dasyuridae. The transcript has 3 exons. The record is from RefSeq and is a predicted model, not a curated record.
UCACUUCCGGCGCCUCGCGCGAGUGCCGGGCGCUACCUGGGGUUCAGAGGCUGCGAUUCGUGCGAGACACCCCGAGCUUGGGUCAUGACUCGCAACCUGCGCACGGCGAUGAUUUUCGGCGGCUUCGCCGUCAUCCUGGGCGCCGUCUUCUACCCUAUCUAUUUCCGGCCCCUGAUGAGGACCGAGGAGUACAAAUUGGAACAAGCUAUAAAUCGGGCUGGUAUUGUCCAAGCAGAUGUGCAGCCACCAGGAUUAAAAGUGUGGUCUGAUCCGUUUGGAAGGAAGUGAAAAGGCUUGUGUCUGAUCUGAAUGGGAAAACAAACAUCAUCAUCGCUUCUGUUCUCUUAACAAAUAUAGGUCAUCUCUGUGGAGUGAUAACUGGAGAAGACAGAAUUUUAUAAUGGAGUAAAUGCUAGUAGUUCCCAUAAAUAUUAAUUCUGAGAAUUAAUAUUAAAUUUUUCUGAAGUUUCAAAACACCACCGAUGCAAGUUACUCUGUUAGGAAGUUGGGGGUGGGGGGAUGUAUGUGUGAAUUUGUUAACUAAAUCUCUCCAUUUUGGGUAAAGAACAGAUCUACUUAUUAUUAGUCGGUCUCUACAACCCAGGAGUUAUGAUUGAAAUAUGGAAAGUACAACACACUUGGGAAGAUCUUUCUACUCCCUUGUGUAUUACCAUUUCCCAGACAAGCUACUAAAAUGAAGAUUUCAGUAAGCUGCCUUGUGAGAUGUGGAAAUGUUGGAACCAAGAAAACCUUUUGGACUCUGCCAUGUGCGGCUUAUUAAUAGGCACAUAGUCCAUCUUACAUCUUAUUGAAGACGCCUUUGUUUUUGAAUGUAAAUAUGAAAUAAUGUGAGUUUGGGAUCUUUAAUAAGAAUACAUGGAUGUGGAUUUCAACUUUCCCACUUACAAGUUUUGUGAAACUCUAGAUCUCAGUUUUUCCUCUUAUAAAAAUAGGUAAAUUGGACAAGAUAAUCCAAUCCCUUCCAGUUUUAACAUUGUAUGAUUAAGUUACUUUGCAUAUGUGGUGGAAAUAAAUGUAGGAUUAAUACAAGUGUAAAUGUGUACAUUAAAACCAUUUGUUUAACUUUG